Molecule: messenger RNA, 1160 nt
Organism: Schistosoma turkestanicum
Lineage: Eukaryota; Metazoa; Platyhelminthes; Trematoda; Strigeidida; Schistosomatidae
Source: the annotation of a GenBank genome assembly
CAUUAAUCUAUCCGUGAUACCAUGUAAUAGAUUCGAAAUAUUUUCAACAAUAAACUUAUGGAUAAUUAUUCAUUUACACGCAUUUAUUUUCCAUAACUUAUUUUAAUAAGCUUUAUACUUAUUAAAUCUUUACUUCUAAUAAUUAAAUUACCAUAAUUGUCUCUGGAUCAACUCUUUAUUGUUUCCCAUCAUACCUUUCAUUUUAAAAAAAUACUCUUCGAUUUUAAGAUCAACUAUGGAUUAUGACAAACUCUCCAUUCAAACAAGAUGUCUUCUUCACACAGUCUCAGAAAGUAUUGGUCAAUUAGAAAGUAUGAUACACGGUUUAAAGUCCAGUUUGGAAUUGGAUGAAAUAAACAAACUAUAUUAUAGUUUAAAUCAAGAUAUACAAAAUAUUAAUUCAAAUUGUGAUCGUUUGUCAACUUUACUUCCGACUGUCGAACCAUAUUCACGUCGUUCUCAAUUACGUUUAAGUUUGGAUCAAACGCGGUUUGAAUGUAAACAGUAUGAGAAUAAUUUAAGAGUAAUAGAUCGAAGAAAGAAUGAGAAAUGGCGACAAGUGGUUGAACGUGAAGAGUUACUAUCUCAUGAUUUUUCUACUAAUGCAUCUUUACGUAAUAAUGUUAUGUCCGGUUCAACCGUUGUCAAAUUGGAUCCCGAUUUAGAACACUAUUCAAGAUUAUCUAAUGUUGGCAAACAAAUUGAUGAUAUGUUGUUAUCAGGAUCAUUUAGUUUAAGCGCUCUACAAGAACAAGGGAUGACUCUAAAGAAGGCUCAGCGUCGUAUCAUGGAUGUUCUGAACACUCUCGGUCUAUCAAACACUGUAAUGCGUCUUAUUGAACGGCGAAGUCAUCAGGAUAAAAUAUUAUUCUGGGUUUUAGUUUUUGUUACUCUGAUGUUAUUUUGGGGUAUCUGGAGGUUUUUCCACUAGUAGUUUGUGUAAACUUUUCACUUUAUUCAUUUUAUUUGAUUGAUAAUUUGUAUUUGUUUGUAUUUUGAUUGCUCUAUGUCUUUCAACAAUUUGUUUGUUCAGUGAUUCUAUUUGUGCAACUCUAUUCCUCUUUAUUUAUGUGAUUCCUGAAAUGUAUAGCGUGUAAAUAACGGUUCUUAUAUUGUCUAUAUAAACCCAAGUAUGCGCCUAAAAUAAACUUUUGAUUCCG